Molecule: messenger RNA, 2261 nt
Organism: Jaculus jaculus (lesser Egyptian jerboa)
Lineage: Eukaryota; Metazoa; Chordata; Mammalia; Rodentia; Dipodidae
Gene: Erlin1
Product: ER lipid raft associated 1
Exons: 12
Coding region: 138-1184 (348 amino acids)
Biological process (GO): SREBP signaling pathway
Cellular component (GO): endoplasmic reticulum membrane; endoplasmic reticulum
Molecular function (GO): cholesterol binding; ubiquitin protein ligase binding
Source: RefSeq, a predicted model, not a curated record
CUCCCCUCGGAGCCUGCGGCCGGGCCCCUACUCGGUGCCUUGCUCUCGGGGAGCGGCUGGCGGGAGAGGUGGUGUCACGACGCGCGCCGAGCGGGGGCGAGCCGCACGGGCCGCCCGGGCGGACGGAAGGAGCAAGGAUGAAUAUGACUCAAGCCCGGGUUCUGGUGGCUGCAGUGGUGGGGCUGGUGGUUAUCUUCCUCUACGCCUCCAUCCACAAGAUCGAGGAAGGACACCUGGCUGUCUACUACCGGGGAGGAGCUUUACUAACUAGCCCCAGUGGACCAGGCUACCAUAUCAUGCUGCCUUUCAUUACAACCUUCAGAUCUGUGCAGACAACACUACAAACUGAUGAAGUUAAAAAUGUGCCUUGUGGAACAAGUGGUGGGGUCAUGAUCUACAUUGACAGAAUAGAAGUAGUUAAUAUGUUGGCUCCUUAUGCAGUGUUUGAUAUUGUGAGGAACUACACUGCAGAUUAUGACAAGACUUUAAUUUUCAACAAAAUUCACCAUGAGCUGAACCAGUUUUGCAGUGCCCACACACUUCAAGAAGUUUACAUUGAAUUGUUUGAUCAAAUAGAUGAAAACCUAAAGCAAGCGCUGCAGAAAGACUUAAACAUCAUGGCCCCGGGCCUAACUAUACAGGCUGUGCGUGUUACAAAGCCUAAAAUUCCAGAAGCCAUAAGAAGAAAUUUUGAGUUAAUGGAGGCUGAGAAGACAAAACUUCUUAUAGCUGCACAGAAACAGAAGGUAGUGGAGAAAGAAGCUGAGACAGAGAGGAAAAAGGCUGUUAUAGAAGCAGAGAAGAUUGCACAAGUGGCAAAAAUUCGGUUUCAACAGAAGGUGAUGGAGAAAGAAACUGAAAAGCGCAUUUCUGAAAUUGAAGAUGCUGCAUUCCUGGCCCGGGAGAAGGCGAAAGCAGAUGCUGAGUAUUAUGCUGCACACAAGUAUGCCACAUCAAACAAGCACAAGUUGACCCCAGAAUAUCUGGAGCUCAAAAAGUACCAGGCUAUUGCGUCUAACAGUAAGAUCUACUUUGGCAGCAACAUUCCCAGCAUGUUCGUGGACUCCUCUUGUGCUUUGAAAUAUUCUGAUGUUAGGACUGGAAGAGAAAGCUCUCUUUCCUCUGGGGAGGCUCUUGAACCCUCUGGAGAAAGCCCCAUCCAAAACAAGGAGAGCACAGGUUGAUGCAAGAGGUAGAAAUGCUUUCCCAUAUCAAGAUGUGGCCCAAGUGGCUCAGUGGGAACAACGGUUGUAUGGACUCUUCAGAUUUACAGAGAAUUUGUGCUCUAUUCUGGCUCUCUUGUGAGCUCUCAUUUGCCAGAUGACUGCAAAAUGGAGCCAGUUAAUCAGGCACUGAAAUGGUCUUUUCAGCCAGUUUUAUCAGGUACCUUGUAUGUGUUUCUUUCCAAACCAGUACUUAGGAGUGAGGGGAAGUCUACACUAAGAUACUGCCUGCACUGGAAUGUCAAACACUAAAGAACAAGCUGUGUUUUUCUGAGCUGAGAUCUAUUGAAUAAUGUUUACAUUGGUCUCUGGGUGCAUGUGUGCUCAGCCAUUCAACAGUUAGGAAGCCAGAGAGAAGACCACCAGGUUAUGAUAAGUUAAAGAAGACUGAUUGCACUGGGACCUAACUUUUUGAAGCCCAGUCUCAGCCUUCACGUAAUUAACAUUCUGGCCUCUGAGCCAGAAAUGAAAUUUCCCCAGGAAAUGAACUUCCAGUUGAGUAACCACUUACUUGAUAAAAAUGGCAUCUUUCUGUUUUCCUACAAUCAGAUUGGCAGGGACAUGCACUUUCCCACCCAAUCAGAGAUUCCUCGCUGAUACUCCUAAUCACUAGUUCGUUGUAUUAAUAGGCUGAGAGACAAAGAGCUUGGUUUAAAGUUUUGAGAGCAAUGAAACUUUCGCUCUGCACCAAAGCUCUGGUGCCUGGCAUUUCCUCCAUUGGGUGAUGACUGUUGUUGCCAUUGCCCAGCCCAUGUGUGGCUAAGGUGCCUGGGUUUUAGCCACAGUCAACUCUUUAGAUAUCACCUCUCAGUUCUGGCUCUCCAAGAGUGAGGCAGGGUUUUAACCAGGCAUAGGAGCAGUGUAUGAUUGCUGAUUCACUGCACAGUAUUGUAUUGUAAUUGCAGAAACUUUUUACUUUUAAAACUGGAUUUGGGAUACAUUCAUUUGCUACAGAACUUCUAAUGAAAGGCCAAGUUCUAGGGCUGCUUGGUUACUAGUAAGCACACUGGUUCUCAAAGUUGCUCACAGUGUGGAACA